Clunio marinus is the source of this 213-nucleotide messenger RNA. The record is from the annotation of a GenBank genome assembly. NCBI's taxonomy places the organism in Eukaryota, Metazoa, Arthropoda, Insecta, Diptera, Chironomidae.
AUGUCGAUAAAAUGCGGAAAAUCUAUAAAUCAUCGAAGCUACGAUAGACGAAGUUUACAACUAGAUAAAAAGAAUUUGUCGCGGAAACAAACAACAAACAAACCAAUGCGAAAUCCAAACUUAAUUUCAUUCAUAGCUUUUAAAGCUUACGCAUUUGGCUCUUUCAAGCUCGUAAAUAGCAUUUUGCAAACAAAAGAAAUAAAUAUGCUAUAA